Molecule: messenger RNA, 3645 nt
Organism: Trichechus manatus latirostris (Florida manatee)
Lineage: Eukaryota; Metazoa; Chordata; Mammalia; Sirenia; Trichechidae
Gene: LZTR1
Product: leucine zipper like post translational regulator 1
Exons: 21
Coding region: 96-2618 (840 amino acids)
Cellular component (GO): Golgi apparatus
Molecular function (GO): protein binding
Source: RefSeq, a predicted model, not a curated record
CGCAGGGAUUGCCGGGAAAUGUAGUCCCACUGGGCGGCCUGGGGCGGUGGCCGCACGACCCACGGAGCCGACGGCGGAGCGGGCGUGGACCCUGGAUGGCUGGGCCGGGUGGCUCGGGGGUCCCGAUUGGGGCUGGGACCCUGGUAGGCGGCGCGCGGUCCAAGGUGGCCCCAAGCGUGGACUUUGACCACAGCUGCUCGGACAGCGUGGAGUACCUAACGCUCAACUUUGGGCCCUUCGAGACUGUCCAUCGCUGGCGGCGCCUCCCGCCUUGCGACGAGUUCGUGGGCGCUCGGCGAAGCAAGCACACGGUGGUGGCUUAUAAAGAUGCCAUCUACGUGUUUGGAGGAGACAAUGGGAAGACAAUGCUCAAUGACCUCCUGCGCUUUGACGUGAAGGACUGUUCCUGGUGCAGGGCCUUCACAACUGGGACCCCGCCAGCACCCCGCUACCACCACUCAGCUGUGGUCUACGGGAGCAGCAUGUUCGUCUUUGGGGGCUACACUGGGGACAUUUAUUCGAAUUCUAACUUGAAGAAUAAAAACGAUCUCUUUGAGUACAAGUUUGCAACUGGCCAGUGGACCGAGUGGAAGAUCGAAGGGCGGUUGCCAGUCGCUAGGUCUGCUCAUGGCGCCACAGUGUACAAUGAAAAGCUCUGGAUCUUCGCUGGCUAUGAUGGCAAUGCCAGGUUGAAUGACAUGUGGACGAUUGGCCUCCAGGAUCGGGAGCUCACAUGCUGGGAGGAGGUGGCCCAGAUCGGCGAGAUCCCGCCCUCCUGCUGCAACUUCCCCGUGGCCGUGUGCCAAGACAAGAUGUUCGUGUUUUCCGGCCAGAGUGGAGCCAAGAUCACCAACAACCUCUUCCAGUUUGAAUUCAAAGACAAGACGUGGACACGCAUCCCCACUGAGCACCUGCUCCGGGGCUCCCCACCACCCCCACAGCGGCGCUAUGGGCACACCAUGGUGGCUUUUGACCGCCACCUCUACGUUUUCGGGGGUGCAGCCGACAACACACUGCCCAAUGAGCUGCACUGCUACGACGUGGACUUCCAGACCUGGGAGGUUGUUCAGCCCAGCUCUGACAGCGAGGUUGGUGGGGUGGAGGUGCCAGAGCGAGCAUCUGCUUCUGAGGAGGUGCCUGCCCUGGCCGCCGAGGAGCGGAGUGGCUUCAAGAAGUCCCGAGAUGUGUUUGGCCUGGACUUCAGCCCCACAACAGCCAAGCAGCCAGCCCAGCCAGCCUCAGAGCUGCCCAGCGGGAGGCUCUUCCACGCAGCUGCUGUAAUCUCGGACGCCAUGUACAUCUUCGGAGGCACCAUGGACAACAACAUCCGCAGCGGGGAGAUGUACAGGUUCCAGUUUUCCUGUUACCCCAAGUGCACGCUACAUGAGGAUUACGGGCGGCUGUGGGAGAGCCGCCAGUUCUGUGAUGUGGAGUUUGUGCUGGGCGAGAAGGAGGAGUGUGUGCAGGGCCACGUGGCCAUUGUCACAGCACGGAGCCGCUGGCUGCGCAGGAAGAUUUUGCAGGCACGGGAGCGGCUGGCCCAGAAGCUGGAGGAAGAAGCGUCCUCGGCCCCCAGGGAGGCCACUGGUGGGGCUGUGGGUGGUGCCCGGCCACCCCUGCUGCCUGUGGCCAUCCGUGAGGCUGAGGCCCGGCCCUUUGAGGUGCUCAUGCAGUUCCUCUACACGGACAAGAUUCGAUACCCGCGGAAAGGCCACGUGGAGGACGUGCUGCUCAUCAUGGACGUGUACAAGCUGGCGCUGAGCUUCCAGCUGUGCCGCCUUGAGCAGCUGUGUCGGCAAUACAUCGAGGCCUCUGUAGACCUGCAGAACGUGCUGGUUGUGUGUGAGAGCGCUGCCAGGCUGCAGCUGGGCCAGCUCAAGGAGCACUGCCUGAACUUUGUGGUGAAGGAGUCCCACUUCAACCAAGUGAUCAUGAUGAAGGAGUUUGAGCGUCUCUCGUCACCUCUCAUUGUGGAGAUCGUGCGGCGGAAGCAGCAGCCGCCCCCUCGCGCCCCUUCAGACCAGCCUGUGGACAUCGGCACAUCUCUGAUCCAGGACAUGAAGGCGUACCUGGAGGGGGCAGGUGCGGAGUUCUGUGACAUCACGUUGCUACUGGACGGACACCCACGGCCAGCUCACAAGGCCAUCCUAGCUGCCCGCUCCAGCUACUUUGAGGCCAUGUUCCGCUCCUUCAUGCCUGAGGAUGGGCAGGUGAACAUCUCCAUUGGGGAGAUGGUCCCCAGCCGGCAGGCCUUUGAGUCCAUGCUGCGCUACAUCUACUAUGGCGAGGUCAACAUGCCACCUGAGGACUCACUCUAUCUGUUUGCUGCUCCCUAUUACUACGGAUUCUACAACAACCGGCUGCAGGCCUACUGCAAGCAGAACCUGGAGAUGAAUGUGACGGUGCAGAACGUGCUGCAGAUCCUGGAAGCAGCUGAUAAGACACAGGCGCUGGACAUGAAGCGGCACUGCCUGCACAUCAUUGUGCACCAGUUCACCAAGGUCUCCAAGCUGCCUACACUGCGGUCACUGAGUCAGCAGCUGCUGAUUGACAUCAUAGACUCCCUGGCCUCCCACAUCUCCGACAAGCAGUGCGCAGAGCUGGGCGCCGACAUAUGAGGACCCACGAAGUGCCCACUGCAGAGACACUGCUGGCCACAAGCAGCCCUGUGCCAGCCACGUACAGCCCUGUGCCGGCCACACGCGGCCCUGUGGUGAAUGGGUUGAGAAUGAUCAGGCAGGAUGCCCAGAACCCCAGAAGGGAGGCUCAGACACCUCAUUUUGCUUCUGAGGACACACGUCCCAGGUCACAUGCCUGGCUGCACUCUCCUGGUGUGGAGGUGUAGGUAGGAAGCUGGGGUCAGUGAUGGGGACACGGCUGGAGGAGGCAGGAUCCUGGCCAUUGCCCAGCAUGGGGAGGGACGAGCCCUCACCCUCCCAGCAGGAGCUUGCAGCCUCUGACCGUGGAAGGGAGGGCUCAGCAGAAUGCUGCAGCCCCGGGGGGUCUGUGUGCUGCCUCCCACCCUCACAGAGGUUGUGUAAGGGGCUCUCCCACCCUGAGUCUUUGAGUGGGGAUCAGCGAUGGGUGGGUGGGAUCUGACUCAAAGAGAUGAAUUUUAGGUGAUCUGGGCCUGGCUCCAGUGGGGCUGUGGGGCUGCAGUCCACGGGGCCCGCCAUGCAUCCCUCACUAAGCAUUUACUCUGUCACAAAUGCCGCAUUAAAGCCACAUAGAGCUACCACACAGCUUGCUGUGUCCAUCUCCACUUGUGCCUGCCCAGCAGCCCGGCUUGUCGGCACUCCCCACACUAGUCACAUGGUGGGGGGAGCUGUGGGAGGAAUCAGCCUGACCCCGCCCCCCCGCAGACCCUUGAGGCCCAGAGCUGCCUCGCUCCUGUGCCAGCACAGCUGGCUUCUGUGGACUGUGGGCUGGCCCCUGCCUGGCUGGGAAGUUGGAGACAGAUCCUUGCAUCCACUUGUCUUCUACAGAGGCCCUGUGAGUGCACCCUUGUGCGGUGGUACAUUCCUGCACCCUAUCUGGGAACAAGAAUCUCUGGGACCUUUCUGCCCUGGCUGCCAGGAGGUUAGAGUCCCCUUUGGGGGUGAGUUACUUUAGUCCUGGCCUUGGAGCUCGCCCCCUCCCCUGUGU